CAAAAACAUUCUAGCUGACGGAUCUCUAUUUUUAUUGAGUUGCAAUUUCACUUAUUGGUUUGGAGAUUUCAUCUCCUUCUUGUUUGAACUAUGCCACCUCCAUCAGAUACACGGAGAGUGAUAGGGCCGGAGGAGAGCUUUCCUUUCGUUCCUGAGUCUGACCUUGCGGCCGUCCGAGCUGCGAGUGUUCUGGGUGAGAAUUCAUCACGCCACGACGGAAGAGCUCUGGACGCAGUCCGUCCCAUGUUCCUGCAGUGUGGAACAGUAGCACAGGCCAGCGGCUCUGCAUACUUGGAGCUGGGCAGUACAAAACUGCUCUGUUCUGUGCACGGCCCUCGCGAUACUGUGCGCCGUCGAGAUUUUCAGCUCACCGGCCAGGUAAAUGCCGAGGUGAAGUUCACGCCAUCCGCGUCACGCCGGCGGCGCGGGCACCAAAGCGACGGCGAGGAGAACGACAUGUCCCGCGCUCUGACGAAGGCCAUGGAGGCAGCAGUGAUACUGGAGAGGUUCCCCAAGGCCAAAGUGGAUAUCCACGUCAUGGUGGUGGAAGAUGGCGGCGGAGUACUGGCAGCAGCCAUGACGGCUGCGUCACUAGCGCUGGCUGACGCGUCCAUCGAUAUGAUCGAUAUGGUGGCGGCAGUGUCAGUGGGCUUUGACGCGCACGUCUGCAUCGUGGACCCACGCAAGGAGGAGGAGGAGGCUAUCGCCGCGGACAACACGCAAUGGUCGGCAAUGACCCUUGCUAUUAUGCCAACCAGCGGGGAGGUGGUGGCACUAGAGCAGACCGGGCAGACGCACACGGAUCGGUGUAUAGACGCGGUGAAGGCGGCCAGCGAGGCUUGCAUGCGAGUCCACCAAGUACAACGGAACACACUAUCGUGUGCCGUGCGUAAGACUAGCAACUAGCCGUCGCCUCCUCGUCGUGUUGUUUCAUAAUCAGUUUUAGUUCAGACGGCACGCAGCUGGCUCUGGUGCCUCUUCUCAGACACACUAGUGCAAUGCACUUGCAUGAUGUGUGCACACACACACACGUGUACAUACCCCCCCCCCCCCCCUCUCUCACACACACAUGCGCAUGCAUGCACACACACGCACACACAUAUCCAGGUGUUGUUGUUUGUUUAGUCGAAGGUAUAACGUUAUAAUAUUAAUAGUACUUGUACAUAGAACCCCGCCACUUUCACAUAGGUACAUAGAACCCCGCUACGUGUACAUAGAACCCCUUCACUUGUACAUACCAGGUACAUAGAACCCCUUCACUUGUACAUAGAAUCCCGCUAUGUUGAUGUGUACAUAGACAAUCAUGCAAGUACUGUACCAGUACAUGUAAUACCCACUUGACCUUGUGUUAACUCA
Messenger RNA from Sycon ciliatum, 1356 nucleotides. Its product is annotated as exosome complex component MTR3-like. Bases 91 to 906 code for a protein of 271 amino acids. Gene Ontology annotation, cellular component: nuclear exosome (RNase complex); cytoplasmic exosome (RNase complex); nucleolus. The record is from RefSeq and is a predicted model, not a curated record. The transcript has a single exon. NCBI's taxonomy places the organism in Eukaryota, Metazoa, Porifera, Calcarea, Leucosolenida, Sycettidae. Gene Ontology annotation, biological process: rRNA catabolic process; nuclear mRNA surveillance; U4 snRNA 3'-end processing.